AACACCCUUGCAAGCUCCUCUUUCUCAAAGCUUAAUUUUUGGCGGCAAAAUGGGAGAAGAGGAACGACAAGAAGAGAAUCAGCAAUCCAACUCCCAAAUCGAAAUGACGGAAACCUCAGAAUCUACGAACCAACAAGGACACGGGUGGCCGCUUAAGAUUAAGUUCGAUGUUCCUCCGUACAGAACCUAUCACUUCCAAAAGCAGUUCAGAACCGGUCCGAACCCUAACAAUUUUCUCAAAGGCGUCAAAUGGUCUCCUGAUGGCUCGUGUUUUCUCACCAGUUCUGAGGAUAACACUCUUCGCCUUUUCUCCUUGCCGGAUAAUGGUAGCAGUGAUCAUGUUACUGCUUGUUCUUCAGCCUCUGAAGAAGAUUCCUAUAAGGCAGAACUUGUUGUGAGUGAAGGGGAGUCUGUGUAUGAUUUCUGUUGGUAUCCAUACAUGUCAGCUUCAGAUCCAGUUACCUGUGUGUUUGCUACUACUACUCGUGACCAUCCAAUUCAUCUUUGGGAUGCUACUUCUGGCCUGCUGCGCUGCACAUAUCGAGCUUAUGAUGCUGUGGAUGAAAUAACUGCUGCCUUUUCAGUUUCAUUUAAUCCUGCAGGGACUAAGGUAUUUGCAGGGUACAACAAAUAUGUUAGAGUAUUUGACAUACAUCGUCCUGGUAGAGAUUUUGCACAGUAUUCAACAGUACAAGGAAGUAAAGAAGGUCAAUCAGGUAUUAUAUCAGCAAUUGCUUUUUGUCCUGCUCACACUGGAAUGCUAGCUACAGGAUCUUACAGCCAGACUACUGCAAUCUAUAGGGAAGACAAUAUGGAGCUCUUAUAUGUUUUGCAUGGCCAAGAAGGUGGGGUAACGCAAGUGCAAUUCUCAAAAGAUGGAAAUUAUCUAUAUACUGGAGCUCGGAAGGAUCCUUAUAUUAUGUGCUGGGACAUAAGAAAAGCUGUUGAAGUUGUGUACAAGUUAUACAGAUCAUCUGAAGAUACCAACCAACGAAUAGCUUUUGAUAUUGAGUCAUCUGGUCGACAUCUUGGUACAGGUGGUCAGGAUGGUCUUGUUCAUAUCUAUGAUUUACAAACUGGGCAGUGGGUAUCAGGCUUUCAAGUUGCAGCUGACACUGUUAAUGGUUUCUCUUUCCACCCAUUCCUGCCAAUGGCUACCACUUCAUCAGGCCACCGAAGAUUUCAAAUGCCUGAGGAUGACAAUGAGGAUUUGCAUUUGAGAGGUGACGAAAAUUGUGCUUCUGUGUGGAGUUUCUCUUACGAUUUUACCGCUGGAGAACAAUGUUGAACAUGGGUCAUUUCUGCAGUCCAUGGGAUCAUGGAAACCUUCCCUCAUCGUGUAACUAUGCGAUUUCCAUUCUUAAGUGUCAUUUUCCUUUUCUUUGCACAUUCAUCACGUUUAAUACGAACGACUAUAACAAUUAGUUUUAGCAAAAUCUUUUCUUUUCCCUUCA
Messenger RNA from Theobroma umbraticum, 1454 nucleotides. Its product is annotated as Transducin/WD40 repeat-like superfamily protein. Gene Ontology annotation, molecular function: protein binding. NCBI's taxonomy places the organism in Eukaryota, Viridiplantae, Streptophyta, Magnoliopsida, Malvales, Malvaceae. The record is from RefSeq and is a predicted model, not a curated record.